Molecule: messenger RNA, 1131 nt
Organism: Papaver somniferum (opium poppy)
Lineage: Eukaryota; Viridiplantae; Streptophyta; Magnoliopsida; Ranunculales; Papaveraceae
Product: F-box protein At3g07870-like
Exons: 2
Coding region: 1-1131 (376 amino acids)
Molecular function (GO): protein binding
Source: RefSeq, a predicted model, not a curated record
AUGGGUAUGGACGAUCUUCCAUCAGAUAUUUCAUUGAAUAUAUUUUCUCGUUUAGAUGUUGAUUCAGUUUUAGAUUGCAAACUUGUUUGCAGAACAUGGCGAAAUCUAGUUAAGAAUCCAUCCUUUGCUCGAAGUCGCCUUGCUUGCCGCAAGUUAUUGUUGCAAAAUUUUGACGAGAAUGACACUCAUCAAGAUCUUUCAUCUGAUACAUGUGAGACUUUUCAGUCGGGGUUCCUUUCGUUGGAAGAACUUGGCAACAAAUCUGAUGACUGCAGACUUCACUACGUUGAAUAUGAUGUGAAUUUUAAGAAGAAGUUUUACGAAAUUAAAAAUAAAACGAUCAACAUUCCUCCCAUUAAGAAGACAUAUCUCACCAUGAUUGGUUCAUGCAAUGGGUUGAUUUGUUCUACUGUGCGCCACCAUCGACUGAAUGACCCUAUACACAUAUGUAACCCCGUCACCCUAGAAUAUGUUUAUCUUCCUAGAUACGUAAGUGGAGUUGGUACACAUAAAAUGGCGAGUGGAUUUGGUUACAGUCCUUCGACUGAUGAGUAUAAAGUUGUUAGAAUCUACAAAAAAUCUGUUCAUACUGCAUGGUGCUUUCAGGUGUAUAUUCUUGGUAAUGAGAGUCGUAAAUGGACAGACGAAAAAGAAAUCCCGAACCGGUUUGAGAAUUGUUUUCGAUAUUCAACAGGUAUUCUUGUAAAUGGAGAGAGAUAUUGGCUGGAGCAGGCAUCAAAGAUUGUUGCCUUCAGCUUAGCCGAUGAGGAAUUCCGCGAUGUAGCUUCACCACCUUUUGUAGAACGUAGUGGAUAUGAUGAUAAGAGACUUUGUGCGUUUGGAGACUGGUUAUGUCUUUUGGACAAGGAGUUUACUGUGUACGCCGAGACUAGAAGUCUUAUUCCACUCGCUUUCACCAAGAAAGGCAAAGUUUUAUUUUGGCAGGAUCAUAGAUUUGUCUCUUGUUACGACCCAGAAACUGCCAUACUUGAGAAACUUAGUAAGGAUGAAAAUAAUGAUAAAGCCGAUUUGGAAUCUUAUCACGAAGCUCAUCACAUUAACAGCUUUGUUUCCCUGAAAGCACUUGGUGUCCAAAACUGUAGGAGAAGACUGAAAUAUAUGGCGAAGUAA